UGGAGCGAGGCGGGGGCUGGUGAGGAGGGGGUGACGCCGGACACGUCGGCAGCGCGAGGUUUCGCGCGUGAGCUGCGCGGGUCGGGCCUGGUACCGAGCUUUCCUGCGGGGCUAGCAGGUCGUGGACGCCGGCUCCUGGAGGAGCGCCAGGAGGGGGGAGGUGAAGGUGUCCGCGGCGUCGUCGACGGCGGCGCCGGCCAUGGAGGAGACGCAGCCGCCGCCGCAGCCCAAGCUGCCCUUGUGCGACAGCCUCAUGAUCUGGCUGCAGACAUUCAAUACUGCCUCACCUUGUCAAGAUGUCAAACAGCUGACUAGUGGAGUUGCCAUGGCACAAGUUCUUCAUCAAAUUGAUGCAGCUUGGUUUAAUGAAUCUUGGUUAAGCCGAAUUAAAGAGGAUGUUGGGGACAACUGGAGAAUAAAGGCCAGUAAUUUAAAGAAGGUUCUUCAAGGAAUUAUGAGUUAUUAUCAUGAGUUUUUGGGGCAGCAGAUUUCAGAAGCACUUGUCCCUGAUUUAAACCAAAUAACUGAAUGUUCAGAUCCAGUGGAGCUUGGGAGGUUGCUCCAGCUUAUUUUAGGUUGUGCGAUCAACUGUGAAAAGAAGCAAGAACAUAUUCAAAAUAUAAUGACACUGGAAGAGUCAGUUCAACAUGUGGUCAUGACUGCUAUUCAAGAGUUGAUGAGUAAAGAAAUAUUGAGCUUUCCUCUGAAUGAUGCUGUUGGAGAAUUGGAGCAACAGCUUAAAAAAGCCUUGGAAGAACUUCAGGAAGCACUAGCAGAAAAAGAAGAGCUGAGGCAAAGAUGUGAAGAAUUGGAUAUGCAGGUGACCACACUUCAAGAUGAAAAGAAUUCUCUGGUUUCUGAAAAUGAGAUGAUGAAUGAAAAACUUGACCAGUUGGAUGGCUCUUUUGAUGAUCCAAACACAGUGGUUGCAAAAAAGUAUUUUCAUGCACAGUUACAACUAGAACAAUUACAGGAAGAAAACUUCAGGCUUGAAGCUGCAAAAGAUGAUUACCGUGUUCACUGUGAAGAACUUGAAAAGCAGCUAAUCGAAUUCCAGCAUAGGAAUGAUGAACUGACUAGUCUUGUGGAAGAAACAAGAGCCCUGAAAGAUGAAAUAGAUGUUCUUAGGGCUACCUCUGAUAAAGCAAAUAAACUGGAGUCAACAGUUGAGAUAUAUCGUCAGAAGCUACAAGAUCUGAAUGACCUUCGCAAACAGGUGAAAACUUUACAGGAAACCAACAUGAUGUAUAUGCAUAAUACAGUCAGUUUAGAAGAAGAAUUAAAAAAAGCAAAUGCAGCACGUACACAAUUAGAAACAUACAAAAGGCAGGUUCAAGAUCUUCACGUUAAACUUUCCUCUGAAUCCAAAAGGGCAGACACACUAGCGUUUGAAAUGAAACGGCUUGAAGAAAAACACGAAGCUUUACUUAAGGAAAAAGAGAGACUAAUUGAGCAGCGUGAUACUUUGAAAGAAACGAAUGAAGAGCUUCGAUGUUCACAAGUACAACAGGACCACCUAAACCAAACAGGUGCAUCUGCUGCAAAAAGUUAUGAGAAUCUUGCUGCUGAGAUUAUGCCAGUGGAAUAUAGGGAGGUGUUUAUUCGACUGCAACAUGAAAAUAAGAUGCUUCGCUUACAGCAAGAAGGCUCUGAGAAUGAACGUAUUGAGGAACUUCAGGAGCAGCUAGAACAGAAACACCGUAAAAUGAAUGAACUGGAAACUGAGCAGAGGCUGAGCAAAGAGCGUAUUAGAGAAUUGCAGCAGCAGAUUGAGGACCUCCAGAAGUCUUUACAGGAACAAGGUUCCAAGUCUGAAGGCGAAAGUUCCAGCAAAUUAAAGCAGAAGUUGGAAGCUCAUAUGGAAAAACUCACAGAGGUCCAUGAAGAAUUACAGAAGAAACAAGAGCUCAUUGAAGAUCUUCAGCCAGAUAUAAAUCAAAAUGUACAAAAGAUCAAUGAACUUGAAACUGCUCUUCAGAAGAAAGAUGAAGAUAUGAAAGCAAUGGAGGAAAGAUAUAAAAUGUACUUGGAGAAAGCCAGAAAUGUAAUAAAAACUUUAGAUCCCAAGUUAAAUCCAGCAUCAGCUGAAAUAAUGCAACUAAGAAAACAGUUGGCAGAGAAAGAGAGAAGAAUUGAGAUUCUGGAGGUAAAACUUUUAUAUUUACUCAUCUCUUAAUUAUUUUAUAGAAUCCUGGUAAUUAACUGUUGUCAUAUAUUUGCCAUUAAUGAUGACGUUUUACAAGAAGUUAAAAAUGUCAUGUUUUAGCAUCCAGGGUGUUUAUUACAAAGCAUCUCACUGGCCACCCAGUAGAUGGUCUGUGUGUAGCUCAUAUACCCUGUUUAUAUGCAGCGUUGUAGCUCUCCUUGUCAAUAACGGGCAUUAUAUGGAUAUCCCUGACUUUCUAAUAGAGUCCUGCUAUAAUGUUUCUUUUUAAAUUAUGCAAAUAUGAUUUCAUUUGGUGGAUAAAAACCUGACCUUUACUGUCUAAAAAAGAUACUGUGCUGACUCAGUCAACCACAUUUUUCUUACCUUCAGCCGUUUCUCACCUGAACCUAAACAAACUUAUUAGUAGUGGAAUUUCUGGCAGAAGGAAGUACUCACAGAAUCCUAGUGAACUCCUGAACUAAAGUGGCAAUCUUAGUUAUUAAUCAUGCAAAAUUAUAUUAGUAAUGGCAUGCUCUCAUUAAUUAGCUGAGUCUAAAUUUUAAAGAUAUUUUAGUGUUAGUGGUUAUAUUAUUUUUAUGAUACUUAGGUAAGUAUGUCACUAUGGAAUUAUGUAUUCUUAGAUUUAUAAUUGAGCACGUUCUGGUUUCCUUUGCAAAGUGUUUUACAAAACUACUAUAUUUAAUACUGUAGUGAGAUUUGAUGCUAUUCUUGAAGUAAAUAUAUACUACCUUUCAAUAACAUAUGCAUAAUUGCAGAGCCAUGUUGAAUUCUACAUACUGGCCUUGAAAUUCUCAUAAAUGGUAUUCAGUUUCUUUUUUUUUUUUCUUUUGAUAUGGAGUCUUGCUCUGUCGCCCAGGCUGGGGUGCA
Cercocebus atys (sooty mangabey) is the source of this 3034-nucleotide messenger RNA. RefSeq names its product hook microtubule-tethering protein 1 (gene HOOK1). Gene Ontology annotation, cellular component: cytoplasm; centrosome. Gene Ontology annotation, biological process: cytoplasmic microtubule organization; cytoskeleton-dependent intracellular transport. NCBI's taxonomy places the organism in Eukaryota, Metazoa, Chordata, Mammalia, Primates, Cercopithecidae. The coding region runs from base 200 to 2176 and encodes 658 amino acids. The record is from RefSeq and is a predicted model, not a curated record. The transcript is spliced from 20 exons. Gene Ontology annotation, molecular function: microtubule binding; dynein light intermediate chain binding.